AUGGAUUGUGAGAGAGGAGGAAACUACAAAAGGAAGAAUGCAUCAGAAAAUAAUAAUUCUUCAAAAGACAUUUAUAGUAUGAAAGUUAAAUGUCCUUUUAGACUGAGAUAUGUGGCAAAUGAUAGCGGUUGGAAGGUGAUGAUUAGAUGUGGGUUGCACAAUCAUAAAUUAUCUAAGAAUUUAGAUGACCAUGACAUAUUGGGUCUUCUAAAAGAUCAUGAAAGACAGUUUGUGAAUGAUAUGACGAAGUACAACAUGGCUCAAAAGUACAUAGUUACUGCUUUAAAAGACAAAGACCCAGAUAACUUCACCAGUGUUAUUCAGGUCUAUAAAGCUACAUCUACAUACAAUAUGAGAAAUAGAGGUUCAUUGACGGAAUUGCAAAUGUUAUUGAGUCUUAUUCAUAGAGAGAAGUACAUAUGCUGGACUAGAAAUAUGGACGACUUAAAUGUUAUUGUGGAUAUCUUUUGA
This is a messenger RNA of Lathyrus oleraceus (garden pea), 471 nucleotides long. RefSeq lists its product as uncharacterized. Gene Ontology annotation, biological process: L-valine catabolic process; thymine catabolic process. Gene Ontology annotation, cellular component: mitochondrion. Gene Ontology annotation, molecular function: methylmalonate-semialdehyde dehydrogenase (acylating, NAD+) activity. Bases 1 to 471 code for a protein of 156 amino acids. The transcript has a single exon. Lineage: Eukaryota; Viridiplantae; Streptophyta; Magnoliopsida; Fabales; Fabaceae. The record is from RefSeq and is a predicted model, not a curated record.